AUGAGGUGGAGGACCACUCGACUGGACGAUGCUGUAGCAAAUCAGAAACAGUUGGACGGUGUAACUCCUCGUGCAAGUAAAGGUGUGGUGGAGAACCUCUCGUCUGUGCGAUGCUCUAGCACACCAGAUACUGUUGGACUGUCAACUGCUCGUGCAACAUUUGUUUGCCCUAGUUGGAGGACCGCCUGUCUGGCAGAUCCUCUAGUACAUCAGACACUGUUUGACUGUAUAAGUGCUCGUGCAAGUCAUGGUGUGGUGGUGGACCUCUCGACAGGGUUAUGCUCUAGCACAUCAGAUACUAUUGGACUGCUGAACUGCUCGUGCAAGGACAGGUGUGCAUUUGUCUGCCUUAUGUCGAAGGCCGCUCGUCUGGGCGAUGCUCUAGCACAACAGAUACAUUUGGACUGUUUAUCUGCUCGUGCAAGUAAAGGUGUGGGAAGAAAAGAUGGUCCCGGCAAGCAGCAGUCCCGGCCAGCAGCGGUCCUUCAAGCAGCCAGCAGCGGUCCCGGCCAGCAGCGGUCCUUCAAGCAGCCAGCAGCGGUCCCGGCCAGCAACGGUCCUUCCAGCAGCCAGCAGCGGUCGCGGCCCCGGCCAGCAGCCGCCCCGGCCAGCAGCCGCCCCGGCCAGCAGCCGCCCCGGCCAGCAGCCGCCCCGGCCAGCAGCCGCCCCGGCCAGCAGCCGCCCCGGCCAGCAGCCGCCCCGGCCAGCAGCCCCCCCCGCCACCAGCCGCCCCGGCCACCAGCCGCCCCCGCCAGCAGCCGCCCCCGCCAGCAGCCGCCCCGGCCACCAGCCGCCCCGGCCACCAGCAGCCCCGGCCACCAGCCGCCCCGGCCACCAGCCGCCCCGGCCACCAGCCGCCCCGGCCACCAGCCGCCCCGGCCAGCAGCCGCCCCGGCCAGCAGCCGCCCCGGCCAGCAGCCGCCCCGGCCAGCAGCCGCCCCGGCCAGCAGCCGCCCCGGCCAGCAGCCGCCCCGGCCAGCAGCCGCCCCGGCCAGCAGCCGCCCCGGCCAGCAGCCGCCCCGGCCAGCAGCCGCCCCGGCCAGCAGCCGCCCCGGCCAGCAGCCGCCCCGGCCAGCAGCCGCCCCGGCCAGCAGCCGCCCCGGCCAGCAGCCGCCCCGGCCAGCAGCCGCCCCCGCCAGCAGCCGCCCCCGCCAGCAGCCGCCCCCGCCAGCAGCCGCCCCCGCCAGCAGCCGCCCCCCCGCCACCAGCCGCCCCGGCCACCAGCCGCCCCCGCCAGCAGCCGCCCCGGCCACCAGCCGCCCCCGCCACCAGCCGCCCCGGCCACCAGCCGCCCCGGCCACCAGCAGCCCCGGCCACCAGCAGCCCCGGCCACCAGCCGCCCCGGCCACCAGCCGCCCCGGCCACCAGCCGCCCCGGCCACCAGCCGCCCCGGCCAGCAGCCGCCCCGGCCAGCAGCCGCCCCGGCCACCAGCCGCCCCGGCCACCAGCCGCCCCCGCCAGCAGCCGCCCCCGCCAGCAGCCGCCCCGGCCACCAGCCGCCCCCGCCACCAGCCGCCCCGGCCACCAGCAGCCCCGGCCACCAGCCGCCCCGGCCACCAGCAGCCCCGGCCACCAGCCGCCCCGGCCACCAGCCGCCCCGGCCACCAGCCGCCCCGGCCACCAGCCGCCCCGGCCAGCAGCCGCCCCGGCCAGCUGCCGCCCCGGCCAGCAGCCGCCCCGGCCAGCAGCCGCCCCGGCCAGCAGCCGCCCCGGCCAGCAGCCGCCCCGGCCACCAGCCGCCCCGGCCACCAGCCGCCCCGGCCACCAGCCGCCCCGGCCACCAGCCGCCCCGGCCAGCAGCCGCCCCGGCCAGCAGCCGCCCCGGCCAGCAGCCGCCCCGGCCAGCAGCCGCCCCGGCCAGCAGCCGCCCCGGCCAGCAGCCGCCCCGGCCAGCAGCCGCCCCGGCCAGCAGCCGCCCCGGCCAGCAGCCGCCCCGGCCAGCAGCCGCCCCGGCCAGCAGCCGUCCCGGCCAGCAGCCGUCCCGGCCAGCAGCCGUCCCGGCCAGCAGCCGUCCCAGCCAGCAGUGGUCCCAGCCUGCAUUAG
Messenger RNA from Schistocerca serialis cubense, 2043 nucleotides. Its product is annotated as basic proline-rich protein-like. The transcript has 8 exons. NCBI's taxonomy places the organism in Eukaryota, Metazoa, Arthropoda, Insecta, Orthoptera, Acrididae. Bases 1 to 2043 code for a protein of 680 amino acids. The record is from RefSeq and is a predicted model, not a curated record.